Messenger RNA from Polypterus senegalus (gray bichir), 2215 nucleotides. It is a transcript of the gene gdi2, whose product is annotated as GDP dissociation inhibitor 2. NCBI's taxonomy places the organism in Eukaryota, Metazoa, Chordata, Cladistia, Polypteriformes, Polypteridae. Gene Ontology annotation, molecular function: Rab GDP-dissociation inhibitor activity. The coding region runs from base 116 to 1459 and encodes 447 amino acids. The transcript is spliced from 11 exons. The record is from RefSeq and is a predicted model, not a curated record. Gene Ontology annotation, biological process: vesicle-mediated transport; small GTPase-mediated signal transduction; protein transport. Gene Ontology annotation, cellular component: cytoplasm.
CUCUCCUCCUCGCGACCUACUUUGACGUCGAGUUGGCUCUUCUUCCACUUACAGCUCCGCUGAUCUCCAUUUUCUGUUCAUAACCUGCAAUUGAAGGGAGGGAAAUACAGCAAAAAUGAAUGAGGAGUACGAUGUAAUCGUUUUGGGAACCGGACUUACGGAAUGCAUUCUCUCAGGUAUAAUGUCAGUGAAUGGGAAGAAAGUCCUUCACAUGGAUCGCAACUCUUACUAUGGAGGUGAAAGUGCAUCUAUUACUCCACUGGACGAUCUCUACAAAAGAUUUUCUAUCCCCGGGAGUCCCCCAGAAUGUAUGGGAAAAGGAAGAGACUGGAAUGUGGACCUUGUUCCAAAGUUCCUUAUGGCUAAUGGUCAGCUGGUGAAGAUGCUGCUUUUGACCGAGGUGACCCGUUACCUUGACUUCAAGGUAAUUGAGGGAAGCUUUGUGUACAAAGGGGGCAGAAUUCACAAGGUCCCAUCUACUGAAACAGAGGCCUUAGCUUCAAGUUUAAUGGGAUUGUUUGAGAAGAGACGGUUCAGGAAAUUUUUAAUAUAUGUUGCAAACUUUGAUGAAAAUGAUCCUAAGACAUUUGAAGGUGUUGACCCGAAAAAGACAACAAUGAGAGAUGUAUAUAAAAAAUUUGACCUGGGCCAAGAUAUAAUUGACUUUACAGGUCAUGCACUUGCACUAUAUAGGACAGACGACUACUUAGACAAGCCAUGCCUUGAAUCAGUCAACAGAAUUAAGCUGUACAGUGAAUCUUUGGCCAGAUAUGGCAGAAGUCCAUACCUCUAUCCUCUCUAUGGUCUGGGAGAAUUGCCGCAGGGUUUUGCAAGAUUAAGUGCCAUUUAUGGAGGUACCUACAUGUUAAAUAAACCAAUUGAAGAAAUCAUUAUGGAAAAUGGAAAAGUAAUUGGAGUGAAGUCUGAAGGCGAGAUUGCUCGCUGUAAACAGCUGAUUUGUGAUCCAAGCUAUGUAAAAGACAGUGUAACCAAAUCGGGGCAGGUCAUUCGAGUCAUCUGUAUCAUGAAUCAUCCAAUCAAGAACACAAGUGAUGCCAAUUCAUGCCAAAUCAUCAUUCCACAAAAUCAAGUUAACAGGAGAUCUGAUAUUUAUGUAUGCAUGAUUUCCUAUGCACACAAUGUUGCUGCCCAGGGAAAAUACAUUGCAAUUGUCAGCACUACAGUGGAAUCAUCUGACCCAGAGAGGGAGAUCAAGCCGGCUUUGGACCUUCUCGAGCCUAUUGAACAAAAGUUUGUCAGUAUUAGUGAUCAGUUUUCUCCCACUGACUUUGGAACUGAAAGCCAGAUUUUCAUUUCCCGUUCUUAUGAUGCCACAACUCACUUUGAGACAACCUGUGAUGACAUCAAAGAUAUCUACAAAAGGAUGACCGGCUCAGAGUUUGACUUUGAAGAGAUGAAACGCAAGAAGACUGACAUCUUUGGGGAGACAGAGCAGUAAGAGGCUCCCAAUCACAACUGCAGAUCCUAACCUAAAUGAUGAUGGCUGAUUACAAUGCCUUGUGCCCAUUAAGGAAAUUACUGAACACUGCAUACAUUUACUUUGUGGGGGCCUGCUUUUUCUAAUCUCAUGUUGACAAGUAUUGCACUGAUUCUAGGUUAAUGUCCAUUAUUUUCCUGACAUCAUGUAUAUAUGACCGAUGUGGGUACUGCCCAAAAUGCCAAAUUCCACAAUGUUUUAUUUAAUUUACAUUGUGGCCAUUUAGUUUAUUUGCAGAGGUAAAGGAAAAAAAUGCUUUUUAUGUUUUAAUAAUAACAUGGUAUGUACAAUAUCAUUGUUGACAUAGGACAACCUUAAUGCAAGUGAAAAUAUUUUUGGUUAGUAAUACAUGGUCCUUUAUUGUAUAAAGAAUUUUGCAAAUGUGAUAACUGAAAACAGAGUGGGGAAAAAUCCUGGUUGAAAUGUCUUGAAAUAUAUCUAAAAAUCAGUGAUUAUCGGACCCAGUUUGCCAUGGCCUGACAUACGAUUGCCAAAUAAAGUAUUUAGCCAAAAGCGUGGACACAGCAUGAACGUGAGAGCCCACUCACAUCCAUCAUCUUUUGGGAGUGGAACAACAGCAACAACAACAGCAGCAGCAGGCACAGUGUGGCUGCACUCAGUGUAUGGACCAAAGUGCUGUGGCAAAGGAACAAAAUGAGAUGUUUUUAAAGGCUCUCUGAUUUCUAUACUGCAAAGUAAAGUCAGUCUUAAAAACUU